AUGAAGAGGGCGGCUGUAUUCGCAGCUGUGGUACUGGUGUCUGCACUAAGCGCCGCGGCAGUUCGUUGCCCGGUGUGUGUGAAGAAGGCCUGUCCGCCCACACCGACAUGUCGGGGGGAGGUCGUCAAGGAUGCGUGCGGCUGUUGUGACACGUGCGCAAAGAUGGAGGGAGAGAGAUGCGGAGGACUCGGGGAUACUGCUGGGACAUGCUCGUCCGGACUGACGUGUGUUAAGAAACGAUCUACGAACAGUUGGUUGAGAACAUUUGCGAUGGGAACCUGCGAAGCAAGUUGCCGUGUGGGAGAUGGGGCGUCCUAUCGAGGAACCGUCUCUGUGACAGCAACAGGCAUGACAUGUCAACGCUGGGACAGUCAGACACCUCAUAGACACACCAUGACACCCGCUAAGUACCCAUCACUGGAGCAGAACUACUGCCGGAAUCCGGACGGCGAGUCAGGAGUUUGGUGCUACACCACGGACCCCAGCGUCAGAUGGGGGUAUUGUAACGUACCGCCGUGUGCAAGUUGCCGUGUGGGAGAUGGGGCGUCCUACCGAGGAACCGUCUCUGUGACAGCAACAGGCAAGACAUGUCAACGCUGGGACAGUCAGACUCCUCAUAGACACACCAUAACACCCGCUAAGUACCCAUCACUGGAGCAGAACUACUGCCGGAAUCCGGACGGCGAGUCAGGAGUUUGGUGCUACACCACGGACCCCAGCGUCAGAUGGGGGUAUUGUAACGUACCGCCGUGUGCAAGUUGCCGUGUGGGAGAUGGGGCGUCCUACCGAGGAACCGUCUCUGUGACAGCAACAGGCGCGGCAUGUCAACGCUGGGACAGUCAGACUCCUCAUAGACACACCAUGACACCCGCUAAGUACCCAUCACUGGAGCAGAACUACUGCCGGAAUCCGGACGGCGAGUCAGGAGUUUGGUGCUACACCACGGACCCCAGCGUCAGAUGGGGGUAUUGUAACGUACCACCGUGUGAGGCAAACUGCCCCGCCCACAGCCACUGGUCACAGCACGGUUCAGCCUGCCGGCCAUCCUGCGACGACCCUUCUCCGAGGUGCACCAAGGGCACCAGGACGAACGUACCCGGAUGUCACUGUGAGACAGGACAUGUGUGGGAGGGCGAUGUGUGUGUUCCCCUCACAGACUGCCCGGCUAGGAGCUGUCAACAAGGUGGCAAAACGUACCAACUCGGUGAGACCUGGGCCCGGCAGGACGCUCCCGGUACCACGUGCAGCUGCUCACAAAACGGAACAGUCCACUGUGAGCAGAAGAAGUGUCCACAUGGGGAGCUGAUCGGGGAGGACGGGAGCUGGGAGAGUGUAGCUCCAGGCGUGCCUUCUUGUGUGAACACGACCCGUUCGAAACCAGUCGCGAGGACUGAUUCCAACUUGUACAAUGUCAAUGAAAAGUAA
Molecule: messenger RNA, 1425 nt
Organism: Branchiostoma belcheri (Belcher's lancelet)
Lineage: Eukaryota; Metazoa; Chordata; Leptocardii; Amphioxiformes; Branchiostomatidae
Product: plasminogen-like
Exons: 8
Coding region: 1-1425 (474 amino acids)
Cellular component (GO): extracellular region
Molecular function (GO): signaling receptor binding; endopeptidase activity
Source: RefSeq, a predicted model, not a curated record